CGCUGCUCAUUCACGUCGUCGCCCCAAGUCCUCUAAGAACUCGAUAUAAGCCAUGGGAUCGGACGGAAUAAAGUCGCCUCGAUCGGUGAAACGAUCUCGCUCCGAAAUGGAGGAAGAAGACAGCAAAGCCAUAAAGCCUGCUCCAGCUGCAGACGAAGACGACACCUCCUCUGACGACGACUUCGGUCCUGCGCUCCCCUCUGCAGCCCCCAAGAAAAAGAAAAGGAAACUCCCGUAUGAAAAGCUCUACGUCGCCGCCCUACCAACCGCCGGCCGCUAUUUCAAGUCCUUGAUGCACAGAGAUCAGCUAUGCUUUACCACUUUUACCCCUUUCACCGACUUCCUUAUAACGAGCUCCAUCGAUGGCGUAGUCAAGUUCUGGAAGAAGGACUUUGGUGGCGUGGAGUUUGUGAAGGAGUUCAAAGCGCAUACCGGCGAGAUUCGAUCCGUAAGCGUCAGCGCGGAUGGAAGGAAUUUUGCAACGGCGGGGACGGAUUGCACAGUCAAGAUCUUUGAUGUUGUUACCUUCGACCUGCUGUCUAUGCUGAGCUUAGAGUAUACCCCGAAAUGCGUGUGCUGGGUACACGGCCGUGGGAAUUCGCUCCCCCUGCUCGCAGUUUCGGCGGACGAGGAUUCUUGGAUUAGGAUAUAUGAUGGGAGAGGCGAGAAUCAAGAAUCUCUGCAUACGCUGAAGAACGUGCAUAAGGCUCCUGUGGCACUGAUGGCAUAUAACAAUGCGUACGAUUGUGUGGUUUCUACAGACCAGAAUGGAAUGGUGGAGUAUUGGCAGCCAAGUGGGAAUUACGAAAAGCCUGACAACGUCUUUUCCAUGAAGAGUUCCACGAAUUUGUUUGAGUUUAAGAAGUCUAAAAGCGUGCCGUCGUCCCUUACCAUAUCGCCCACAGGCAAGCAAUUCGCGACAUUUUCGUUCCCAGACCGCAAAAUCAGGGUCUUUGACUUCGCUUCAGGAAAGCUGUAUAGAACGUACGACGAAUCCAUCGGGACCAUCACCCAGAUGCAGCAAGCCGGGACCGCUAUCCAGCACCUCGAAGAUAUGGAAUUUGGACGCAGGAUAGGGGUAGAACAGGAACUGGAUCACGCCUUGACUCGACCUCGAAUGAACGUCAUCUUUGAUGAGACAGGCAACUUCAUCCUUUACGGCUCCAUGUUCGGCACAAAGGUCAUCAAUACACUCACUAACCGCGUCGUCAAAGUCUACGGACAGGAGGAAUUAAUACGACCGCUCCAUUUGGCGCUGUAUCAAGGCCAGCCUGAGAAGAAAGGUAUUGUGACUGUGCAAAUGGCAGCUAGUGAGAAUCCACUGCUCCAGGAAGCCGAAGCGCGUGAUGCUAUGCUUGUUUCCACCGGUUCUGGGAAAGUUCGAUUUUACAUGUUCACCAACGACGCCAACGUCGCCAAAUCCGAACGCGACAUCCAAAACGAAAAACCCCGCAACAUUUCUUCCAAACCAACCCAAGAAUCCCAACCUGCCGCUACCGGCACCUCCGCCACCAUCCACACUACCUACGGCGACAUCAGCCUCCGCCUCUUCCCCGAAGCUGCCCCCAAAGCCGUUGAAAACUUCGUCACCCACGCCAAAAACGGCUACUACAACAACAUCAUCUUCCACCGCGUGAUCCGCAAAUUCAUGAUCCAGACAGGCGACCCUUUGGGUGAUGGCACCGGUGGCGAAAGUAUUUGGGGACGUACAUUCGAGGAUGAGUUUUCCACGCUGAAGCAUGAUAAACCGUACACGGUUAGUAUGGCGAAUGCGGGGCCACAUACGAACGGUUCGCAAUUUUUUAUUACGACAGAGAAGACGCCAUGGCUUGACAACAAACAUACCAUUUUUGGACGUGCGGUCCAGGGUCUGGAUGUAGUGCAUAAAAUCGAGAACACGAAGACAUAUAAAGAGAAGCCGGAGGAGGAUAUCAAAAUUAUCAAUAUUUCCAUAUCAUAG
This is a messenger RNA of Lindgomyces ingoldianus, 1960 nucleotides long. RefSeq names its product peptidyl-prolyl cis-trans isomeras-like protein. Gene Ontology annotation, biological process: protein peptidyl-prolyl isomerization. The transcript has 5 exons. Gene Ontology annotation, molecular function: protein binding; peptidyl-prolyl cis-trans isomerase activity. The record is from RefSeq and is a predicted model, not a curated record. NCBI's taxonomy places the organism in Eukaryota, Fungi, Ascomycota, Dothideomycetes, Pleosporales, Lindgomycetaceae. The coding region runs from base 53 to 1960 and encodes 635 amino acids.